GGAUAAAAAUGUUUAAACAAAAGUCAUAGUAAUAUGCGGAAAAAAAAUUAACAAAAAAAUGCUACCACAAUUUAGUCGGAUUUGUUUGAAUAAAUUGUUUUCGAAUUCAUAUAACAGACAUAUUUUGAUUGGAACGGUAAAAGCGAGUACUUGUCCGACGAAAAUCUACAAUCACUUUUCAAACAAUGGUCAAUUAUCCAAUUUGGAUUUGUUUCCAAGUGAUUUGAAACGAAUUACAUCGAAAAAAGACAUAGAUCUGUAUGUAGCCGAUGAUGAUGCGGCAAAUGUGAUUGCAAAAGCUAUUGCUCGGUUUCGUAUGCCGAAUGUGCCAUUUUUUGAAGUCAAUCCAGGACCAUGUAUUCUUGCAAAGGCUCUACUGCGUCACCUAGAGCCAAAGAAACUCGGUUUAAUCGAGAAAAACAAAGAAUUCAUUCACAUUCAACAGGAAGUGUCACAAUUGCAUAAAUCCCGAAUAUUGGUGAAUGCCCUGGAACACCAUUGGUAUCUUUACAUUAGAAUGGCUAAUUUAAUUCAGGAGCACAGUGAAAAACAACAAUGGCACAAAGAUGUUGUCUGUCAACUCUUUGUGUAUUUAAAAUCGAGUGAUUUUUUUCGAAUUAUCAGCGAUGUAGUUAUUCAACGAAGACUGUUUGCCAAUGGGCGAAUCGAUAUUUUUGCCAUAGUUCCAUUGUUGGAAUUCAUGAGAAUUACAGCUAAUCCGGAUUCAAAAUACUGGUUGUACACACAGAAAAGUUGCCUUUUUCAAAUUUUCUUCGAAUACGAGCUACUGGCUGAAUUCCAAAAAGAAAGCUUCUUACCUUGGUUUAACCCAAAACCUGCAUAUGGUGGCAAGAUUGAAUAUGAUACGGAUUUAUUCUAUUUGGUUCGAAUGACGCCGAGAAGGGAUUUGUUUUCGAUAUGUAGCCCAGGCGAUUUGCCUCUGCUUCGAUUUUUCGUAAAUCAAUGCCUUUUCAAACGAAAAGGAUAUGUUAUCCCGAAAUUGGAGCAAUGGAUCCCAGGAAUCGGAGUUGAUUUAAUCACAUCGAAAUUCAAGCAAUCGUCGCAUUGCAAGCCAAAUAGCACAAAUUUCAUGCAGCAUCUGAAGAGCCACACAUUUCAUGCAUUCACCGAAUGCGGUUCCUUAACGCCACUACAAAUGUGUGCACUGUUCCAAUUUGUUCAAAAAUCACCACAAUAUCCCACAUCAUGCUUCCAUCAACAAUGUAAAGAUUUUUAUUUAAAAUCUAAAAUCGCUGCACUGUACACAACCACCGAAGAUCAUGGCAACAGUGACGAUGAAACUGGAUAAAACAACAGAUGCACAGAUUAAUACUCUUCUUAUCCGAUUUUCUUGGAUUUAUUUUGAAAAUAUGUAUUAUUAUUUGUAUAAAAAAAGGGUAAUAGUUAAAAUUAAAAUCUGGUGAGAUUUAAAUCACUCAAAUAACUUUCCAAA
Molecule: messenger RNA, 1453 nt
Organism: Sitodiplosis mosellana (orange wheat blossom midge)
Lineage: Eukaryota; Metazoa; Arthropoda; Insecta; Diptera; Cecidomyiidae
Gene: mtTFB2
Product: dimethyladenosine transferase 2, mitochondrial
Exons: 5
Coding region: 59-1309 (416 amino acids)
Biological process (GO): rRNA methylation; transcription initiation at mitochondrial promoter
Cellular component (GO): mitochondrial matrix
Molecular function (GO): rRNA (adenine-N6,N6-)-dimethyltransferase activity; mitochondrial transcription factor activity
Source: RefSeq, a predicted model, not a curated record